Amyelois transitella is the source of this 3902-nucleotide messenger RNA. It is a transcript of the gene Nop17l, whose product is annotated as protein kintoun. Gene Ontology annotation, cellular component: cytoplasm. The transcript is spliced from 3 exons. Gene Ontology annotation, biological process: axonemal dynein complex assembly. Lineage: Eukaryota; Metazoa; Arthropoda; Insecta; Lepidoptera; Pyralidae. Bases 112 to 2631 code for a protein of 839 amino acids. The record is from RefSeq and is a predicted model, not a curated record.
ACAUACGAAUAGCGUAUUCGUAUCGCUAUCAGCUGGCUGGAUUGGAAAUUUUGUGAAUGCGUAGUAAACUGUGUUUAUUUAUAAAUUGGCUAAGAAACUAGAUAGUACAAAAUGGCAACAGGCGUAAAACCUCGUGAUGAAGAUCAUCAAAUGACUAGAAAUGAUCUCGAAGUUAUUCAAGACGCGAUGAAGAGUAAGAAGUUUCGAGACCUACUCGCCGAGUACUGUGAAGAGGUACGUGACCCGGCAAAUCAAGCGUUAUAUCAGGAAGAAAUGACCAAACUAGAGAAAGAACGCGGUUACAAUGUGACUUUCAUCAAUCCCAAGGGGGGUUAUGUUAUUAAAACAAGUGUAGCUGGUGACAGAAAAGCAUUCAUCAAUAUCUGUAGCAAUGAAAAAGUCGCCAAACCAUCUUGUGAAGUUCAAGAAGUCGGCGGCAAGAGAGGUAUGAAUUGGCAAAUUCCAUACUCUAUUAUUCCCCCUCGAGACGAUUAUGAUCGUAAAAGAGCACGAUGUGUGAUUUAUGAUGUCGUGUUUCACCCAGACACACUGCGCAUGGCGGAGGUUAAUAAAAGAUUUCGUGAACUUGUAAAUAAAACUGCCCUGGAUGGGUUGACUAAAACAUACAACAUUCAUUUUGACAGCAAUAAUUUCCGUUUCAUAAAAUCUAAUUAUAAAGGCAUGAUGGUACCUGCCGUUAUACGAAAGGAAGAUCCAGAUUAUAAGCCAGGAACUCAUACAGAAGAAGAAACUGAAGAAUUCCCUCAGGAAUUAGUUGACAAAUUAUACCCACAACAUAUAUAUCCUCAAAAAUCCGAUGAAUUAUCUGAAGCAAGCACUUCAAACCUUCAUAACCAUUCUGGAUUAAGGAGAAACAAACCUGAGUUCACACACACUUCUGACAGAGGUUAUACUAUACCAAAAUAUUUAAUAAAACAGCAAAAAAGCAUAGACUUACAAGAUUAUACUUAUCAAAAAGAUAGUAAACAGUAUACUGCUAUUCCCAGUAAUAUAAUUGUGGAAAUUAACCUCCCGCUUCUUUCAUCUACGAAGGAUUGUAAUCUAGAUGUCAAUGAAAAAUCUUUGAGCUUGGUCUCAGAAAAACCUGCCAAAUAUAAGCUGAAUGUCACACUGCCAUAUGCAGUUAAUGAAAAGUGUGGCAAUGCUAAAUUUGACAAAUCGAAGCAUAAGUUAAUUGUUACUUUACCAGUGAUAAGGAACAGGGGUGUUGAAAAUUCCUCAAAAGUUGACAGUGGUGUUGAAAGUGAAGAAAACUCUGGUUCACAAAGUGAUGAAGAUCAUAGAGACAACUUAGUAGUAGAGAUAUCUUCUACAUCAUCGGAGAAUUCAAUAGUGAAGCCUACACAGGAAGAUUAUAAACCAAGACAGGAAAUGUUUUUUGAUUCGUCGUUAAGUUACAUAUUUCCUUCAUAUACUCACAAUGUUAUGGAUGACAUUGUGGCCUUCACCUUCCAUGUAAAAAAUACUGAACCUGAGUCAGUCAUAGUUAAGUCUGAAUAUAAUAAAAUUUUCAUUAAAUUCACAUCUGUUGGAUCUGGCUUUGUCCCAUUGCAUUAUGCAGCAUUAAUUAUUUUUGAAGAACAUGUGAAGUUUGAAAAUGCAACAGGUGAAGCAUGGGAUAAUAAUGUUAUUCUACAACUGGAAAUUGCAGGCAAUGUUCCACAUCAAUUCCAGAUUGGUUUAAAUGAGAGUUCACUGCUCUCUGAAUAUUUUGAUAUUUCUCACGUCAAAUCAGAAGAGAAAGCAAAAUUAAAAAAUAAUCAUGAUGAUCAUGAAGAAUCAAUACCAGUGGUUGAAGUUACUAAUUUGGGUAGUGAAACUAAUAUAGUUGUAUCAUCUAAUCAUGAUGAAUUAGAUGAAGAUGACCUAGAGUCCCCAACAGCAGAAGAGAGGGAUAUUGUAUGGACUGAGUCCAACUGUGUGAAUGGUGCGAAAAGUAUUCUCCGGAAACCAAUGUUUAUAAAAAGAAGCUAUUCCGAGUCAAGCACGGGGGAUGUUGCCUCUUCUAUGGACUAUAUAAGCUCAGAUUGCAUACCUGAGGAAUCAAGCUUGAAAAAGACUGUUAGAUUUAAUGAUGUUAUUGCCAGGCAAUUUUAUAGAUAUAAUUCAUCAAUAGAAGGUCAGAAGAAGAAAAACCAGAGGAAGAAGAGUAAAAAACGUAAUCUAGAAAGGCGUAAGAGUGAAAGUGAGGCAGAGGAUGAAGUAUUCAGCUCGGAUAAGGUAACAAAACCAAGGAUAAAAUCUGUUCUGAAACCCCGUCGUGAUAGCGGUCUAGCCGACACCUCGGAUGCUGAGGCCGACCACAAAAACACGCCCGAUUCAUCUUUCAAUGAUUCGGUUUUCCAUUACGAAGAAGACGAAGACGUCAUUGGUAACAAUGGGGAUAACAAGUUUAAAUCGGUAUUAAACAUAGAUUAUAGAAAAAAAGAGCCAUCAGAACCAACUAUUUGGGAGUCUACCAGUGAAGGGAAGAAGUACGAAACACCUAAACCAGUGACCUGUGAUAAUAUCAAGCAUAAAACCGAUCUCUACAAUCCAGACAGGCUGAACAAAGGGCAAUAUCAAGAGGUCAUGUUCAAAAAUGAUCUCAUCUUUGAUUUGGACAUGUGAGGUUUGCCUUUGCUGUUAUUUAGUUCCUUUAAUGUUAGAAUAGUGAUUGUAUGAAAAAAAAAGAAAUGAAAUGUAGUUUGUGUUAGUAUUUCCUUUGCAUUUCAUAUGGAUAGAUUAGUAACAGUGCUGGUUUAUGGCAAUGGUUUGGUUUGCAAUACUUGUUGUAUCAAUCCAGUGUGUUCAUGUGUCAAUGUCAAUUAUUUUGGUUAUUAUUUAAAAUAUUAUUUUAUCCAGAUAACAAAAAUCGUAACUAUUGAAAUUUGGAAACUAAUUCUUUAUUAUGUAUUAAGAUAAAAUUAUGCUCAUUUUAGACAAUAUUUAUAUAUAAAAUGCAUUUAAUGGUACAAAUUAGAUUACUAUUGUUGUAGGUCAAGAUUUAGAAAGGCCAAAUACUAGCAAGUAUUUUUUAAUACUGCACAUAGAUUGCACUUACAACACUAAAAUAAGGGUUUCACUAUCGCAAUUUUAAUGAGCUAGUCUUAAGUAACACGUAAAUUCUCGUAUUUAUACAAAACAACCAGUUUUAUGCAUCAGUAACAAUUUUACCACUGGAUUUUACAGUAUGUUAUUAUAAUGUUAGAACAUAAGGUUUGGGAAAUUUUGUUGAACAAAAAGCCCAUGUGAAGUAACUGUAAUUCGGCUGCGCCGAUAAAAUAUGCCAGUUUUGAUAUAUAUACGUUUUUUUUAAUUUUAUCCUAAUUUCUGAAAUAAGUCCACUAAAAAAAAGUAUUUGCAAUAUAAAAUUAAUGAGCGAAGCGCUAAACAACGUAAGAUUAAUCCACUAAGAAUAAUUUAAUAACGUCAUACGAAGCAAAACAAGUAGAUAACCUUAUUUUAACUUUAUAAUAUUUAGACCUAGAGAAUUCAUAUUUAAAUCGCCACGAAGCUUAAACCUUAUACAACAUGUUACAAUUUGGCUAUUAAGUAUCUUGCAUAAAAGUAGAUAAUCCAAAUAUCUGCACCGCUUUAUGAAAUUAUUAGUAAAAUAUGUACCAGUAUCGUAUAUGAAACGGUUAUACCAGUGUCACGUGCCUUUCUUUUGUGGUGCGUACCAGUGAAAUAUUGAAGAAUUUUUGAGUUUUUUACGGAACUGUUGUCAUAACCAAUGCAUUUUAUUUCAUAUUAUUAUUAUUAUAAUGUACCUAGUACCUAAUCGUGUUUGACGGGGUGUUUGAUUAUGAAGUUACGUUUUAUGUAAAGUUUAGAACUAAUGAAAUGAUAUUGUGAUUUUGUGCAUUAGUGUUAUAGUAUGAUUCAUUAAAAAUGAGAAA